CUUCAGGAGGUGUGCCUUUCUUCAACGGAGCCAGACUGGGUGUCAAGAGCGCCGAUAACCGGGAGUUACAGUGAGAGCUUUUCCGCUGAUUCGAAGUUAAAGUUCUGUCAGUGAGUUUAAAGGUUGGUUACGAUAACGCUUCAACCGCUUGAUCCCGAGGCCUUUCGAGAUGACUUCUCAAAUGUUGACUAUCAAACUGUUAAGGGGAGAAAACACACCGUGGGGUUUUCGUUUACAAGGAGGAAAGGAUUUUAGUUUACCACUUUCCAUUCAAAAAGUGAAUCCGGGAAGUUUGGCGGAGAAUGCUGGAUUGCAGACUGGUGAUGGCGUCCUCAAGAUCCAGGGCCAAGCCACGGAGAACAUGCGCCAUAAAGAAGCGCAAGAUAGCAUAAUCCGAGCCGGAAACUCGCUAGAGCUUUUGAUUCAGAGAGGAGGUAUGAAGAUUUGGAAACCGACAGUGACAGCAGUUGUAAAUGUCGCUGGUAGUGGUCCUAAUGUCAAACCAGUCACCAAGACAUCUCUGGCUGCAACCAAACAGGAGUCUCUCAACAUUGGAAGUAAGCACAACGUGAGCGCCAAACCUUUCAUAGCUGGACAGGACGGUCGGAUUCAAACUAUUGUCAACAAACAGUACAAUUCUCCAGCGAAUAUCUACUCCAUGACCAACAUUGCUGAGACCCUAUCGGCGCAGACCGAAGUCUUAACAACAGGUGCUAAAGGGAUUAACUUCAUGAAGGGUGACCAGCCAAUCAAUAAAGACUCCGCUGUCUACAGGAUGGUCCAUGAAGAAGACAUCCCAUCUGCUACAGGUGAAGAUGAUGAAAUGAACUUUCAUGGAAUACUCAGUCCCAAUAUUCAGUCACAAGCUUUUCGAAAGCUCCAAAUGGCUUUAGAUAGGGGAGUGGAUCCUUAUGCUACAGCUAUAAAGCACGUGGAAACUCCUAUUAUGAAACCUGCUCCCGAAAAACCCGCCGAACCUUCAACCAAUCAAAAUAUUUGUUCCGAAUGCGGUCGAUUGCUCGUUGGGGUAUUCGUGAGAGUGAAGGACAAAAAUCUGCACGCGGAGUGUUUCAAGUGUAGUACUUGCGGUAGCUCGUUGAAGAACGUAGGAUAUUUCAACAUUGGUGAGAAGUUGUAUUGUGACAUCCACGCAAAACAAGCAGCUAGGAUGAUAGCCCCCAACUUUGAGCCUGUUACCGUGACUCCGUUUGUAUCUUUUAGUGGGAGUGCUAUUCCUACAGACUAUACCGCCCUUGGAGUUGGUUCUGUUCCACCUGUUCCACCUACAAAACUUCCAAGUUCUACAGCCAGUCCUUCAAGUUACAGUAAUGUGUCUCCAGUGCCGUUCUACCGUGGCACCCCAGAGGUGCACCACGUCGACUCCCCUACAAGUUUUCGACCCAAGCCGUUGCGGUCAGUGUUCGGCCCCACAGGCAGUGCUCCUUGGGCUGAGAAGCCUGGUGUUUCUUCUGCUGUGGUCUCUAAGACUGGCCAAGCUGAAGAAACUAAUCAAUCCGAGGUCACACUACAAAUUAACCAGUCGGAAAACAUACCACAGACUAACCACGAUGCUCUCUCAAAAACUAACCAGUCUGAGGUCAGAGAACAUACUGACCAGCCUGACUUUAAACAUACCCAAACGACCCAGGAUCGUUCUGGCGCCAUUUAUUUUCUUUCAUCUGUAAUUUCAUCAAAACAAGAGCCUACUAAGGCUCCACCUCCUGCACCUGCUCCAGCAGCUCCGUUGACGACCCAGUACACUCCUCCUCCGACUACACCCGGUGGUGAUAUUCGUAGCCAGAUUUCAAGAUGCAAUAGAGGUCCUUUCAUAAUUGCUAUGGGUAAGACAUGGUGCCCUGAUCACUUUCACUGUUCUAACGCCCAAUGUCGCCGUCCCUUGCAAGAUGUGGGUUUCGUCGAAGAACAGAGCCAGAUGUACUGUGAAUCUUGCUAUGAAGCUUACCUGGCUCCAAUCUGCGCCAAAUGUGGAAAACGUAUUAAAGGGGAUUGCCUGAAUGCCCUUGACAAACAGUGGCAUCCUGAUUGUUUCAUCUGUAAUUAUUGCAAACAACAUCUGGGUAACGAUCCUUUUUACAUUGAGGAUGGGCUAGCAUAUUGUGAAAAAGAUUGGAAAGAACUUUUCACUAACAAGUGUAUAAAUUGUGGGUUUCCUAUUGAAGCUGGAGACCGCUGGGUAGAAGCCUUAAACAACAUUUACCACUCCCAGUGCUUCAAGUGUUCUGCAUGCCACAAAAACCUCGAAGGUCAAACUUUCUACACAAGCCGAGAUGGACGCCCUUAUUGCAAAGCACAUGUGCGAUAACUGAUAACGAUACCACCUAUAUGGAUGUUCAAAGCAGAAUGAAGUGUGAUUAAUUUAAAAACAAUACGUGCUGCAGAUAACGCGUUGAUUCUUUGCCAAAAUGUUUUGUUGUUGUUGUUGUUUUCUUGACAAUUUGUGUGUGUGUUCAAAUACUUUAUUGUGGUGCUACUCUUUAUAUGUAUAGGCAGUAUAGAAUAAUCAUUGAUAAUUUGUUUUUAAGACAUAAUCAAAAUAUUCUGAUAUUAUAGAAACUUGUAAGAUCAGUGGAUCGAAUAAUGGAUCUUGUUGUAUUGAUUCAAAGCACUUAAAUAUUUGUACAUAUGAUAUAUGAAAUUUUAAACUGUUCCUGUGGUGUUACAACUGUGAGAUUUUGAUUAAGAUUUUUUGAUUUUAUUUAGCAUAAAAUUUCUAAAGUAGAUUUAGAAAAAUAAACUUGAUUUGUUAUUUAAUUUCUUUAGUGAAUAUUGGUGUAUAAAAGACAACUUAAUGCUAGAAAUAAACGCCCUUAUAACACUAAAUUUAUUAAUUUCCUUUAAAUGGACAUUCAGCGUUUCGCUCUACAGCUUCUUCAUGAGCAUUCCACUAAAACACAAACCGUAAUUGACAGUACAAAAGUUCAAAUGGUUUAAAUAAUAAAUUUUAAUAGAAUCUAUAGCGCGCAUUUCCACAGUGUGUGUUUGAGAUAUACGUAGUAAAACUUAUUAUUUAAUUUCUGUAGUGCAUAUUGGUGUAUAGAAGACAUAUUAAUACUAUUAAUAAACGACCUUAUAACACCAAAAUGUAGUUUUGUUAUUAAACACUCAACGUUUCGCUUUACAGUUUCUUUAGAAACGUUCACUAAAACACAAGCCAAAACUGACACUACAAAGCUUCGUACAGUCAGUUUUGGUUUGUGUUUGAGUGAACGCUCCCGAAGAAGCUGUAAAGAGAAAUGUUGAUUGUCUAAUUAAAAAAAAACACUACAUUUUGGUGUUAUAAGG
Molecule: messenger RNA, 3303 nt
Organism: Limulus polyphemus (Atlantic horseshoe crab)
Lineage: Eukaryota; Metazoa; Arthropoda; Merostomata; Xiphosura; Limulidae
Product: PDZ and LIM domain protein Zasp-like
Exons: 16
Coding region: 170-2323 (717 amino acids)
Biological process (GO): muscle structure development; actin cytoskeleton organization
Cellular component (GO): Z disc; filamentous actin; stress fiber
Molecular function (GO): muscle alpha-actinin binding; actin binding
Source: RefSeq, a predicted model, not a curated record